This is a messenger RNA of Dioscorea cayenensis subsp. rotundata (Guinea yam), 1025 nucleotides long. RefSeq lists its product as uncharacterized. Gene Ontology annotation, cellular component: cytoplasm. NCBI's taxonomy places the organism in Eukaryota, Viridiplantae, Streptophyta, Magnoliopsida, Dioscoreales, Dioscoreaceae. The transcript is spliced from 4 exons. The record is from RefSeq and is a predicted model, not a curated record. Gene Ontology annotation, molecular function: isomerase activity. The coding region runs from base 193 to 930 and encodes 245 amino acids. Gene Ontology annotation, biological process: biosynthetic process.
UACACAAUGUUGCGGAUAAGAAGUCAUCUUUUUUAUAAUUAACUAGCCAAGCACAAUGAAACAUAACUUCAAAAUUUGGGCCUCGGAUCAAAAUUGGCUCGUCUUUAUAUACAUUUGCUAAAUGACAUAAAAAUUGUUAUUUUUAUCAUUCUGCUCUGUUUGUUGGGUGUCUUCCUUCUUCGGGAACUGCAAAUGGCUACAAGAGCAGUGAGAUAUGUUGUAAUAGAUGCUUUCACAGACACAGCAUUUAAAGGUAAUCCUGCAGCCAUAUGUUUCUUGGAGGAUGGACAUCAAGUGGAUAAUGAGUGGAUGCAGUCUGUUGCCAAGGAGUUCAACAUCUCUGUGACUGCUUUCUUGACUCGUGCUGUCUCUGGUGACAACCCGCGGUUUAAUCUUCGGUGGUUCACUCCGGUCGCUGAGCUUAAUCUUUGUGGUAAUGCAACUUUGGCUGCAGCACAUUUUCUUUUAUCAUAUGGCUUGGUAAAAUGUGAUGUCAUUGAGUUUGCCACAAAAUCUGGAAUCUUGACUGCUACAAAAGUCUAUGGAAUCAAACAGUCAACUUUAUUUAAUGUUAAGGACAAAAACUAUUUCAAAUACAGUGGAGAAAAAGAAAGUUUUUCAAUUGAGUUGAACUUUCCUGUGUGCAAGGUUAUCAAAUGCAAUCCCGGUGAGAUCCCAUCUAUUCCUGAAACUUUGAAUGGUGCAUCUGUGAUCAAUGUUACGAAGAGAAGCUUGUCUGAUGACCUCAUUGUGGAGGUUGCUUCAGGACUUGAUGUUGUUAACUUAAAACCAACAUUUGAUGAGAUACGAAAUUGUGCUGGAACAGGGGUUAUUGUAACAGGCCCUGCACCUCCUGGAUCUGGAUAUGACAUCUUCUCUCGCUUUUUUUGUCCCAAGUUGGGUGUUGAUGAGGUAACCCCUUCUAGUUAAGUGUUUUCUUAUCUUCUCUCCUUAAUCUAAGUUUGGUAUCUUAGAAGAAGCUUAAAAUUAUUAUAUGGAUCUGCAUUUAGAAAUUAUUCCAAGUU